UCCACGCUGGUUUUCGGUGCAGCGACUGUGAAACUUGCAUCAGCCGGUAACUCAGUUGUUUGAAGGAGUGGACGCAACAUUAUGGACAGAAACUACUAAUUAGGCUGCAUGUUAGAGACGUUUGAAAGCAGGAACAAGCAGUGGACUCUGUUAUCUGUGGUCAGCAGCAUCCAGGUGUUUCGGUGUGACCAAAGUGCAAGGUCUCGUCUCAGCGCAGAUAUGAGCUGUGAGCGGCUCUGACACGGCUCUUCACUUCACCUCCUCACAUCACCUGCAUUAGCCUUUUACACGGCUAGUUUGUAUAAGACAAUUUUACUCUGCAACUAAGAUGUCGAGUCUUUUAUUGGGAGCCAUCCGGAGACAGGGUGGUGUUGGGGCAGGUGUCAGGAUUCGGUCACUGGCCUCAAUCCCCUCGCUGCCCCCAGCAGUGACUGAGUUUGUGAAGGGAGCCAUGGAGGAGUGUAAGCCCGCUGGUGUACAUGUGGUCACGGGAACGCCAGAGGAAACAGCCAACAUCCUGGCAGGUCUGGAGAAGGAAGGGAUGGUCAAGAAGCUUCCCAAAUAUGACAACUGUUGGUUGGCACGUACAGAUCCAAAAGACGUGGCUCGGGUGGAGAGCAAGACCGUGAUUGUGACCAAGACCCAGAGGGACACCAUUCCCAUCCCUACUGGUGGGGUGCAGAGCCAGCUGGGAAGCUGGAUGUGUGAGUCAGACUGGCAUAAAGCCAGAGAGGAGCGUUUCCCUGGCUGCAUGGCAGGUCGGACCAUGUACGUGAUUCCCUUCAGUAUGGGUCCUGUAGGCUCCAGUCUGAGUAAAUAUGGCGUCCAGGUGACAGACUCCCCGUACGUCGUGGCCAGUAUGGGCAUCAUGACGCGUAUGGGGACACCUGUCUUGAAGAAACUGGCUGAAGGAGCAGAGUUUGUCCGCUGUCAGCACUCUUUGGGACGACCUUUACCUCUCAGAGCCCCUCUGCUCAACUCAUGGCCCUGUAACCCAGACAAGGUGCUGAUAUCUCACCUGCCGGACAGUAGGCAGAUCCUGUCCUUUGGCAGUGGCUAUGGAGGAAAUUCUCUCCUUGGGAAAAAGUGCUUCGCCCUCCGCAUUGCCUCCCGCAUUGCCAAGGACGAGGGCUGGCUGGCAGAGCACAUGCUUAUCCUGGGUAUCACCAACCCUCAGGGAGUGAAGCGUUACAUAGCAGCGGCAUUCCCCAGUGCCUGUGGUAAAACCAACUUGGCCAUGAUGAAACCAGCUUUGCCAGGAUGGAAAGUUGAGUGUGUGGGAGACGACAUAGCAUGGAUGAAGUUUGACAGCCAAGGUAAACUGAGGGCCAUCAACCCAGAGAAUGGUUUCUUCGGUGUAGCUCCAGGUACCUCAGACAAGACCAACCCAUAUGCCAUGGCCACCAUUGCCAAAAACACCAUGUUCACUAAUGUUGGUGAGACCAGCGAUGGGGGAGUGUGGUGGGAAGGACUUGACCCACCUCAAGUCGGCAUCACACUCACAGACUGGCAUGGCAAAACUUGGAAGCAAGGAAGCUUGACACCUUGUGCCCACCCCAACUCCCGUUUCUGUGCCCCAGCGGCUCAGUGUCCCAUCAUUGACCCCCAGUGGGAGAGUGAGGAAGGGGUUCCCAUUGACGCCAUAAUCUUUGGUGGCAGGAGGCCAGAAGGAGUCCCUCUGGUCUACGAGUCUUUCAACUGGCAGCACGGGGUCUUUGUUGGAGCUGCAAUGAGGUCUGAGGCCACAGCAGCUGCUGAGCAUAAGGGCAAGGUGAUUAUGCAUGACCCCUUCGCCAUGCGGCCAUUCUUCGGCUACAACUUUGGCGACUACCUUGCUCACUGGCUGAGCAUGGAGAGCCGAAAGGCUCCCACUCAUCUGCCCAAGAUCUUCCAUGUCAACUGGUUCAGAAAGGAUGCCACCACCGGCGCCUUCCUCUGGCCUGGCUUUGGUGAAAACGCACGCGUGCUGGAGUGGAUCUUCAAGCGUUGCAGCCGGGAGAGGCAGGAUGAGGCAGCCAAGAAGAGCAUUAUUGGCUGGCUGCCAGAAGAUGGCGCCAUUGAUACUAAAGGCUUGAGUGGCAAGGUGGAUAUGGGUGCCUUGUUUGAUGUGCCCAAGCCUUUCUGGCAGAGGGAGACCAAAGAGUUGAGAGCCUACUUCACUCAGCAAGUUGGAGUUGACCUGCCAGCUCAGGUGGAGGCUGAGCUGAAGGCACUUGAGGACAGAGUACACAUGUAAAUCCCUAGUGAACCCACAACCAAGGCAGUAGUCCCUGAUGUCACAGGAUCAGAUCAUUGGGUGGAAUCAGAGUCACUGACUGGGUUUAUAUACACAGAGAAUAAAGUUUUGAACUAGGUUAGCUAAGUUAUCCUGUUUUGGUUUGAUGCAUAUAAACAAAAAUUGAGUUUGGAUUAACUGCUUGAGAUGCUUGGUUGAGACAUUACUGUGGCAUAGAAACAUCCCGUCUCUUUUUUUUUUUUUUCAACACAGGAUAUACAGAAUAGUGAAAUGCCAAAAAAAAAAACAUGGCAGGGGCUAGUAAAAAAUUAUUUAAUGGAACCACAUUGUCCUACCUCUUUAACGGCAGAUUAUUGAGAUUACAGGUUUGUUGGUGCAUAAAAACACAGUUAGUGACUCUUGACUUUCUCUCUUGUCAUGUAGGUCAGUUAGGUUUGAACUGUCAGAGAUGGAAUUGGGGGAGAAGUUAACCUACAAUGCAAUUGCUACCUGUUGGACACUACUUCACACUAAUGCUGCAACAGUGGCAGGCUGUUGCUGGGUUGGUGAUAGCAGGGAGAUUUGACUCAACGUGAAGGGUAGAUUUCUGUGAAAUUAUCAGACUUAAGAGAGAGAAGCUAAUGUCACUCUCUCCAUUCACUCAAAAAAUCUGUUAUGGUACUGGAGCACAAUCAUCAUGGCCUAGUAGUGCCUUUAAGACAUUUAACAGUACAGUCCAGGCUGCUAAUGUUUAUAAGCUGAAGCACAAAGAUCUUUCUGACAAUGACUAGUUUUUUAAUACACUCUGGACUGCCUUGAAAGGCCCUUUAUUUUAAAUUGAGCUCGAUAUUAUGAUAUAACCUUUGUUAGAAGUCCAUUAACUACUCCAAAACGUAGCAGAUUUCAACUGGGCCUGAGGAUUACUUUGCAUCAUUCAUCUUGCCACUUUUGUAAUGUUUGAUUAAAGUUUUUGAUUACAGGUGAUGUUUACACACAAUAUGUGAAAUUUUGGACCAAUAAAUGCAACUCAGAUCAUUAGGCAUUUAUAGUUGUAUGACCAGCUUUUUAUUACAUUACAAUACAAUAAAUAAAUACUUUAAAAUGCCUCGUUCAUUUUUCAGUGACAGAAAAUAAAUAUAUAUGUCAGAUAUGAAAUAUGUGAUACACAAUAGAUCGGCAAAUAAGAUUAACACGUUACAAAAUAAAGAAAAAAUAAAAGUCACAAAAUUGAAUGACAAACAUUUCAAAAUUAAAUAUAUUCUUUUACUACA
Messenger RNA from Seriola aureovittata, 3486 nucleotides. RefSeq names its product phosphoenolpyruvate carboxykinase 2 (mitochondrial) (gene pck2). The record is from RefSeq and is a predicted model, not a curated record. Lineage: Eukaryota; Metazoa; Chordata; Actinopteri; Carangiformes; Carangidae. Bases 329 to 2236 code for a protein of 635 amino acids. Gene Ontology annotation, molecular function: manganese ion binding; phosphoenolpyruvate carboxykinase (GTP) activity; GTP binding. The transcript is spliced from 11 exons. Gene Ontology annotation, biological process: response to starvation; cellular response to insulin stimulus; gluconeogenesis. Gene Ontology annotation, cellular component: cytosol; mitochondrion.